UCUACUUUUCUUCCUGCUAGAAUGAUGAUGCCGGCUACUACAAUUCCACCUUUUCAACAAAUUUUUCCUCCAUCAGAUUUCUCUGUUCCUCCGCCUCCGAUACCUGGUGUUCGAUAUGGUUUUACUUCAGGUCAAAGAGUGCCUGUAGAUGCUAUACAACAACAAAAUUCAACACAAACAAAUGCUCCGUCUACAUUAGAAAAGCAGGAUGGUAAUGUACAAAUUCCUCAAUCUCAUAAUGGGCGACGACGUGCUAAGUCUUCGUCAAGUUCUAGCAGUUCUCGUUCGGCCAGCAGUGUUUCUCGUUCUUCUACGCCGCAAAAUGAUCGGGACCGUAAACGAAGUCGUUCUCUAGAUCACCCACCAAAAUGCCGUUCUAGUUCAUCCUCUUCAAAUCGUCGGCGAAGGCGUUCAUCUUCUUCCUCUUCAUCAGCAUCACAAGAAAAAAGGAGGGAUAACCAAAUUAAGAAUUCGUGUGACACAGACAGUGGAAGUCCAGUUUUAGUAUUGUCUGAUGAGACUGUUCGAGGUGAAAAGAAUAAUAAAGAAUGCCAUGUUUGCACUUUCACACCUGCUCACAAUUAUUACAAUGGGCAAGUCUGCGAGGCUUGCUUUAAAUUUUUCUGCCGAAACAUAAUGGAGAAGAACAAUCUUGUUUGCAAAAAGGAUGUUAACUGUGUUUUAAAGAGGGGGCAAAAAUGUUGUAAAUACUGCAGGUUACAAAAAUGUUUGAAAAUAGGAAUGCAUUUGUCUUCAAAUAUUGGCUCAUACAAAGUUCAUUGUGAAAAUUCGACUGAAUUAUUGAAGCAAAAUAUUCUUUCUGUUUUAAAUACUAAUUCUACUCAAAAUAUUUUUAUUGGAUUUUCUGGCGGUUCAAUGCCUCAAUUACUUGCACCUUUAUUAAAUGAACUUUCAAAUGAUAAAAUUUCCAAUCUUUUAUUAUUUCCUGUUGAUGAACGUCUAGUGCCUUUACAAAGUGAAGAAAGCAAUGCCGGCAGUCUUUUGCGAGAAUUAUCUACCAAUAAAGAAAGAUUUGAGAAUAAAAUAUUAAAAAUUUCUGAAGAACCUAAUUUAUUAGAAGAUGGACCUCAAAUGGCUUCAGAAUUUGAAAAUAAACUUCUAUCAAUGGAUCCAAAACUUGAUGAUAAUGGAUUUCCUAUUUUUGACCUUAUACUUCUUGGAUUGGGCUCUGAUGGCCAUACUUGUUCUUUAUUUCCAAAUCACCCAUUACUUGAAGAAAAAAAUAGUUGGGUUGCCUAUAUAAAUGAUUCGCCUAAACCUCCACAAAGAAGAGUUACUUUAACUUUACCUGUUUUGAAUGCAGCAAAAAAUAUUAUUUUUAUUGCUAAUGGAAAAUCUAAGGCCAAAAUUAUUGCUCAAAUAUUUGAAAAUGAAAAUAAUAAUAAAUUAUUGUUACCACCAAAUUUAAUUAAAAGAAGAGAAGAUCAACAACCAAUUAAAUGGUUUUUGGAUGUAGAAGCUAGUUCAGACAUAAAAAUUAAAUAG
Meloidogyne enterolobii is the source of this 1506-nucleotide messenger RNA. The record is from the annotation of a GenBank genome assembly. Lineage: Eukaryota; Metazoa; Nematoda; Chromadorea; Rhabditida; Meloidogynidae.